AUGGCUGCUAGGAAGAGCGUCGUCGCUGUCCUCGUGUUCAGGGCAAACGGAAAGGUUGAGUCAGGAUCCAGCUUCGUGGUUAAAAGUGAUCUCGUCCUGGCCUCUAGCCACUGCAUGGGCGUAGUGGAUCUUGAGGACGAAGAUGUGUUGUGCGUGAGGAGGCCGAAGUUUCCGAGGGGAGUUGAGCAACUACCUGCAACUAUCAUUUACCGGGAUAUUGUCAUGGACGUCGCUGUCCUCAGGGUGGCGGGAUUGACGUGCGUGUCGCCACUGCGCUUCGCACCGGAGGAGGAUGCCACCGUCGGGGAGAGUGUUAUCUCGGUCGGGUACUGCGACCCGGACGCCCUGUUGACUGGUGUGACCUUUUCAAGGCUCCCUAGUCUCUCACCCGGGCUCGUCAGGCCAGAGGGGACUCGCUACAUUUGUACUCAUCAGGGUAUCGAGCUCUACCAUGUUUUGCUCAGCUGUGUUUGUAUGGAGGGUAUGUCCGGUGGACCCAUUCUAUCGAGGAGAGGUGUUAUCGGGAUGGUCGAUUGCGGUGGUCGUGGUGCUAUCGAGAUGGGUGGUCAUAGCUACACGGAGGCUAAAGCCCCACACACGAUCAUUGAGGUGUUGAAGAGGUGCCUUGUUUUGCAGGGCAUUCUGACCAUGGAGGAGGCGAUCGGGCUCGAGUUGACCAUGGAGGAGGUGCUGGACUUGAUCGCGUGAUGUACUGCUCUUAUGACCAGGACCAGAUCGAU
Messenger RNA from Setaria italica (foxtail millet), 740 nucleotides. RefSeq lists its product as uncharacterized. The record is from RefSeq and is a predicted model, not a curated record. The transcript has 3 exons. Bases 1 to 708 code for a protein of 235 amino acids. NCBI's taxonomy places the organism in Eukaryota, Viridiplantae, Streptophyta, Magnoliopsida, Poales, Poaceae.